UGUAAGAUAAAGUAGAGAAAAGUAAACAUUCCAGCUUCACGUUGUGUGUAUUCCGAUUUCAUUCUGAUGACAAUGUCCUGUCUGUGUGGUUCUUCAAACAUAUCUUCUGAAAAAUUGUUAAAUUAAAGUAAAGAAAAACAUGGAUUUCCGUUAUGGUAAACGAUGCAUAAAGAAAUCAUAAAAACGAUUUAUUGUCCUAUCAAGUGCUAUACAGACUGAACACAGCAAUAAUAUUGGUUAUUGGGACAACAAAAAAAAGACUCUACGUUUAUUGUGCGGUCGGAGUUUUGCGGAAAAAAAAAAAUAAUUUUUAAUGUUCCGCGUGAAAGAAAUAUUUUUUUUGGUCCGCUCAUUUCGCAGUGAAAUGUGUGAAGGAAAUGUUUAUUUCUGAAUAAACUUUCAAGUACUUGCAGAUGACAAGCGAAGAAGAAGUGAAGUAUUUGUAUAAUCAAAUGUACGUGUGUAGUGGUGGAAGUUGUUGAUAAUAUUUAUGCUGCAUUGUGUAGAGGAAAAUAAAAGCUUUGUUAACUUGCGAGAACUUUUCGAUAAUUUAUUUCCUCUUGAAACGGAUUUUCCUUAUGUGAUGGGAACACGACGAUGAAUAUUCUGUAAGGAGAUGAUUAUGUGUAUGACAUUUUAACCAUUCCAUUAUAUGCGGUCUAUUUUGAACGGAACACUUGAUAGUAAAUUGAAUUUUCCAUUGCGAUAAUAAUGCAUCAACCGCAUUGUUGUGGUGACAACCGAAGACAUUAAAUAACCGCAAUCACUUGUUAAUUGCCAACAGAAAUAAUUAAAGAAAAGCAAAUCAGAACUUAUUCUCCGCAUAUAUAUAUGUGCGCCUGAUAAAAUUGAUGUCUUGUGGGUAUCAUAAACAUUAUACGGAUCUAAAGACUUGUUUUAACGACGAAACAUUAUAUAACAACUUCUUGUUAUCGCAACAGUUAAUUGCGAAACAAAAAAUUUGUGUACCAUGACGUUUUCAAUUGAAUUACUUGUGACAGCUAUUGCGGUGCUCAUUUGUGGAGUAACUGCGCAAGCCGGAGUGUCGGAGAAAAUACCAUUGGGUGCGAUAUUCGAACAAGGAACCGACGAAGUUCAAUCAGCAUUUAAAUUUGCGAUGCUUAAUCACAAUUUAAAUCUAACUGCUCGACGUUUCGAACUGCAAGCUUAUGUUGAUGUCAUUAACACUGCAGACGCUUUCAAGCUUUCCAGAUUAAUUUGCAAUCAAUUUUCGCGUGGAGUUUACAGCAUGUUGGGUGCUGUUUCGCCGGAUUCAUUCGAUACACUACAUUCGUACAGCAAUACAUUUCAAAUGCCUUUUGUUACGCCAUGGUUUCCAGAGAAGGUUCUAACCCCAUCGUCGGGAUUCUUGGAUUUUGCUAUUAGCAUGCGUCCUGACUACCAUCAAGCCAUCAUCGACACAAUAACUUUUUAUGGAUGGAAAAAGAUAAUUUACUUAUACGAUUCGCAUGACGGUUUAUUACGACUGCAACAGAUUUAUCAAGGAUUGAAACCUGGUAACGAAAGCUUUCAGGUCGAAACCGUUAAACGUAUCACAAAUGUAUCAUCAGCUUUGGAUUUUCUGCGUACAUUGGAAGAAUAUAAUCGCUGGUCGAAAAAAUAUGUAGUUCUCGAUUGUCCAACGGAAAUGGCUAAGGAGAUUAUUGUAAAUCAUGUACGAGAUGUUACCCUCGGUAGACGAACGUACCAUUAUCUUCUCAGCGGUCUCGUUAUGGACGAUAGGUGGGAGACUGAAGUCAUCGAAUAUGGGGCUAUUAACAUAACUGGAUUCCGUAUUGUGGACACAAGCAGACGUUAUGUGAAGGAAUUCCUAGAUGGCUGGAAAAGAUUGGAUCCAACGACAUCAUUAGGUGCUGGAAAGGAGUCAAUUUCGGCACAAGCAGCACUGAUGUACGAUGCAGUGUUCGUGUUAAUUGACGCAUUCAACAAAUUACUCAGGAAGAAACCGGAUCAAUUCAGAAGCACAUACACUUCAAAACGCGGUAAUCAAGGUGGAUAUACCAAUACGAGUGGACUCAAUGGAAAUUCGAACAUGAACGGCAUCGUUAAUAAUUUUAACACGUUGAGUGGCAGCGCCAACAAUAACAAUAGGUUAUUAGAUUGUAACAUACCGAAAGGACAUCAUCCCACUCCAUGGGAGCACGGUGACAAAAUAUCGAGAUAUUUACGAAAGGUCGAAAUUGAAGGUUUGACUGGCGAAAUUAGAUUUAGUGAUGACGGACGACGACAAAAUUAUACAUUGGGUGUGGUAGAGAUGACUGUAAACAGUGCAAUGGUUAAAGUAGCCGAAUGGUCGGACGAAACCGAAUUCAUACCCAUUGCGGCCAAAUAUGUUCGCCUUCGACCGAAAACUGAUUUUGAACGAAAUAAAACAUACAUCGUAACAUCGAUCGUUGAGGAACCGUACAUCAUUGAAAGUGUACCGGAUAAGGGUGAAGUGUUGGAUGGCAAUCGGCGGUAUGAAGGAUAUUGCAAGGAUUUAGCGGAUUUGAUAGCACAGAAGUUAGGGAUCAAUUAUGAAUUGCGGAUGGUUAGAGACGGAAAUUAUGGUUCGGAAAACUCUGAAAUCAAAGGGGGCUGGGACGGUAUGGUCGGCGAGCUGGUGAGACGGGAAGCUGACAUUGCUAUCGCACCAAUGACAAUAACAUCUGAAAGGGAACGUGUAAUUGAUUUUAGCAAGCCGUUUAUGUCGCUCGGAAUAUCGAUCAUGAUAAAAAAGCCUGUCAAACAAAAGCCCGGUGUUUUCAGCUUUCUAAAUCCGCUGUCAAAGGAGAUUUGGGUCUGUGUUAUAUUCAGCUACGUUGGAGUGAGUAUCGUCCUGUUCAUUGUAUCCAGAUUUUCACCAUACGAGUGGCGGUUGAUUCAAAUCAAUGGUGAACAUCUCGAACAGAUGCCUAACACACCAGUACCGCAACAUGCAUCGGUAAACGAGUUUAGCAUUCUAAAUUCAUUUUGGUUUGCUCUGGGCGCAUUUAUGCAGCAAGGGUGUGAUUUUUCGCCUCGUUCGAUUUCUGGCCGUAUUGUGGGUUCGGUUUGGUGGUUUUUCACACUUAUCCUCAUAUCAUCGUACACUGCCAAUCUAGCCGCAUUUUUAACCGUCGAAAGAAUGGUAACACCAAUCAAUUCACCCGAAGAUUUAGCAACACAAACGGAAGUUCAGUAUGGUACACUAUUGCACGGUUCCACAUAUGACUUCUUUAGGAAAUCUCCGAUCCCCAUUUACACGAAAAUGUGGGACUACAUGAAUUCAAAGCCACAAGUGUUUGUGCAAAGCUACGAAGAAGGAAUCAAGCGUGUACGCAAUUCGAAAGGAAAAUAUGCGCUGUUGAUUGAAUCGCCAAAAAAUGAGUACAUUAAUGAACGGGAACCGUGUGACACAAUGAAAGUGGGACGGAAUCUGGAUGCGAAAGGAUUUGGAGUCGCCACCCCACUGGGCUCACCUUUGAGGGAUCCCAUUAAUCUAGCUGUUCUAUCGCUGCUGGAAAAUGGUGAACUGACGAAACUGUUGAACAAAUGGUGGUUCGACCGAACCGAAUGCAAACAACCUGAAAAACAGGAGGCAACUCGUAAUGAACUGUCACUAAGUAAUGUGGCUGGGAUAUUCUUCAUUCUAAUCGGCGGUUUAUUGGUUGCAUUGGCUGUAGCAUUGUUCGAAUUCUGUUUGAAAAGUCCAGCAACACAUCCAAAUUCCAAGCAACUAUCCGAAUCGAUGAAAUCAAAACAAAAGUUGACAAUGCAACCGGGACGGGAAUAUGACAAUGGUCGCGUUGGGUAUUAUGGUCCUUCUGCCGUUCAAGUAGCCAUGCAACAGGACCAAGACAGUGGUCAUCCAGCAAAUUCCCAUUCACAAGUCUGACGCGAACAUGUGCCGGAUGCCCGCUUAUGACGAACCUCAGGUACAUCAAACAAUACCAUUCGACGCAUCAUGACUAAUAGCCGACAAGAGACUGAGAAAAUGCUCAAACACGACGCAAUGAAUCAUAACAUGAGCACUGUUAGUGUGACUAGUAGUGAUCAGCAGCCAUUACCCUAUAUCAAUAAUAAAUAAUUAAAUUUAGGUCCCUAUGACGCGACAACUACAAUUUGUACUGGAUCGUGUCGACGGAUUAAAUAAUAAAUAAAAAGGUCAUAAGUUUGUGGUCGUUCCUAGGGCGAUUGAUGAAUUUAUUUUACGAGGAGGCGUUAACAAUUAACUGAUCUUUGUUUGGUAAUAUUUUUUGCUUAGUCGUUUAAGAAAUUGAGAAAAUGUGAUUCCCUUGAAAAGUGGAUUUUUAGGCUUAGAGCUGUCUACCGAUCUAGCUACUUUGAUUGCACUCGGUCCAACAUCAUGUCAAUUUCCUCAGUAUGAAAUGGUUACUGAUAAACCAUACUACUUGGCUGAACUGACAUUCGUACCACCAACGAUUUUUGAAAAUUUUAUGACGAAUGUCGGCUUCUGGUUAAUACAAACGAAAAGCGACUGAAGUGCAUUAAUGGAAGCUCAAUAAUUAUUUUUUUGGUUCCACAAAAAUGUCAGUGAAGCAGCUUUUUAGAGCUUAAAAGCUUCAUUUUUAUAUGUGCAGAAAUUGAACUGAAAUUAGUACAGAAAUUGAACACAAUCCUUUUUGUCCACCAUUUUGGUCUUGGUAUUAAGGGAUUGUAUGAAGUGAAGCAAAUUUUAAUUGAAAACAAAAUUAAAAUCUGAGAAGAUUGCAAAAUGCAACACCGACACAAUUAUAUUCCGUUCACAGACUAGCGGGCAUAUCAUUGAUGACAGAAAAAAGUGUUUAAUUGUUCCGUUAAAAUAUUUAAAUUUACUUAAAAUGAAUAUGAAUGUUUAACCCUCAGACGUUAAGUUUUAUUUUAGUUGUAUAAAUAUAAACGGAAAAAGUGUUAAAUGAAUGUAUAUUUUGUCUAUGUUGAGGGAGCUAUGGAAAAUGUUAUGCUAAUACAGACGGUUUUACCAAACUUCGUAUGGUCGAUAUUGUUCGAUCAAGUUAUUAAGUCCAAUGUAAAUUCGAGACAACCUCAUAAACUGCAGAAAAUGGAAAUAAAAGAUGGGAAACCAUUAUUCCUAUACAUAACUUAGAGAGGAAAAGAAAAACGAUGAUCUGAACGCAGAGAAGUGUUAGUUUGGUGGGAGUGUUUCCAUUGAUUAAUAUGUUCACAUCAAUAUUUAUGAAGUUGGAGAAAUUAUGAUGUUCACUAUCGACUAUUUUCCGUACCUCUCUCUCUCUCUCUCUACAUAUAGUAAUUUAUUAAAGUGAAAUUAAUAAUAAUAAGAAGAAAGAAAGUUAUUUCAAAUGAAUGACUAAAACUUAAUGAAAUUACAGUUGAGGGUCAUCAAGAAAAUGUAUCGACCAGCUAAGAUUUCUACACACAGAGACCUAUGUUCUUAAGGGAAGAUUCAAAAUAGUACGCACACACAUAAGUGGUAUCGGUUUAAUAAGAGUUGUCUAAUAAGAGGAUAAUCACCUCGAAUCCCGAAAUGCAGGAACCACCAUGGGAGCAGGUUGUUUCUGUGGAAAAUGUUAGAAGUGCUAGAAAAAUCCGCUCAUGUAGAACGAAUUGCUCAUGUCGGAAUUGACACACAAAAUUUGAAUUAAAGGAGAGCUUGAGAAAUCACCUGCGCUGGUGGAAAAUACUUGCUCGCAAGAAAUUUAAUUUCGCCCACCAAGGAGACCAACAUUUUGUGAUUAUUAUUCUCGCUGGAAGAAAUUGGACUUUUCCAGUGACAGUGAUAAUUGGACAGUGAUCACCGUGCGUCUUAAAAUUCUAGGAAUUAUCACGGAAUGUGGUCAAAAAUUGUUGAAAAUUUCAAAUCUCAAAAAAAAUUAAAGUUCAAUAUCUCGGCUGAACCGAUUUCGAUGUGUGAUUAGCUCGUUGAACUUGUACAGAUGUCCAGAUAACAAACAUCAUAUUUGAGGGAAUCAUUGGAUUGAAGGGGAAGUCAAAAGGUUGCUAUAUUAUCUUUAGUCCUUUACAUUUUUUGAAGCAUAGGACAUAGGGCUUACUAACGUGCGACCGGUGCGACCAUAAUGUCGGCUGACAGUGUCAUAAUUAUUUGGAAUAAAAAAUUGACACUUUUUGAAUAGUAUGGUGUCGGCAGACAUAAAUGUGCGAGAGGAAGUGGUCGAAAAGCACAUUGUCUAACGUGCGUUACUACAUGAAUGUACCCUUACCGAGCAUAAUAUUUGAAAAUAGGAUUCCUGCAAUUCUCUAAAAUGUUCAUUAAAUUCAGAGAAUUUUCUUCGUAAAUUAAUUUCCCAAGUGUAGAACUCUAACAAACUCCUUAUAUUUCAUAGGGAUUAUAAAUGAGCUGAUUGAGGGCAGAAGAGGGAUUACUAUGUCAACUCUAUCGAUAGAGUACGAUUCACUAUUUCACUAAAAGAUGUCGCUGCAGCAAAACCAAUGUCAGCAGAAAAAUAAUUAAGUUUUUACUCGACGAAUUUUAGUCAAAUAAAAUGACAUUGUAUAGCCCAGUACCUCAAGACUCUGGAACAGUAAUUAGUUUUUUAAAUCGGUUCUCCUUAUAUCCGCUUGUCGAUAAGAGUCUUAAAAAAGAUAUGAUGAAACAAUAACAAACGUUUUUUCAAACCCUUAUCUCCAAGUAAAUGUAGGGCCGAUUGAAAAACUAAGUACUGUUCCCGAGUCAUGAGGUCAUGUGCUGUACGAUGCCAUUUUAUUUAUUAAUUAAUUUUCGGUUGACAUCAGCUUUUUUCCAGCGACAUCUUUUAGUGAAAUAGUGAAUCGUGCUCUAUCAUUAGAGUUGACAUAGAUUAGAGGAAAGAGAAGUGAUUCCGUAAUCCCUCUCCAGGUGUAGAACGAUGACGAUUAUUUAUUAAACGAUCGUCUCUAGUUGAAAAGCGAAAACACACUAAAUUUAACAAUCAUAUCCUAGGUAAAUUAAUUUUUUUAUAAAAAUCAAAUGCAAACAGAGAAUAAGAUGAAAGAAAGCGGAUGAUAAAAGUUACUAAAUUGUAUUUGUAUUCCAAUAAUGUGAUGUGUAAUAAUGAAAUAUUUAUAGUGUAGGAUUUGAAACGUAAGAAUAAAGAAAUUCUAAUUAUAAUACAGAAUGUAAUUGUUGAAAAUAAAAUAUUGCCGAUUUUUAGUGUGGUAUUUCCGUAUAAAUAUAUUUAUUGAAAUAAGAACGAAAUUUUCAGUGAAAAAAAAACUUUAACAAUGUAUGGAAUAAUGAGCUCAAAUCAAUUUUAUACAAAGAUUUUUUUUUAUCAGAACGGUUGCAAACUACUACUAAUACCAUCGUCCUUAUUAACAUAAUCGUUAUUCCAGUUUAGAUUUACUGAACUCGACUUUUGUAAACAAUAUGGUUUUAGGUUUUUGAACAGAACCGGUAAUGUACGUAUACGAAAGAUUGAAUUCGAUUUUAUAGUCGUAGAAACAGCCAUACAUUUCUUUACGAAAAUAAAGUUUUCCGAAAGUUUUGUCCAUCACAUAGACAAGUAUCAAUAACUUUAAGUAAUAGGGUGGAUCGAUUUUGUAACAGAACCGCCAUACUCACAAAAGUCAACCUUCACCCUUUACAGCAAUGGCAUGUGACGUAAUGUUGAAACGCUGAGCGUAGCUCGUUUCCGCACAACCUAUUUCGGAAAUAUAGUAGAUUACUUUGGAUGCUGCGGAAGUCAUUAAUUACAUUAGGAAUCAAUUGCGUGAUACGAGUCUCAUUAAUUGUCCCUAAUAAAUGAAUUACUUCCACGGUGGAAGUUCCACCAUCCAACAUAGUUUAUUUUAGUCGUUGUCUCAUGCGGAAAGUUAUUAUUAAAUGCACAUGGGGGCUCAAACAUGCAUGUAAGGACCAUUUUCCGCGGGGAACACAUGUACAUGAAAUGGCAACUUUCCGCAUUGGAUAGUGAUUAAAAUACAUUCACUUAGGCGCUUCCUAGUUUAAAGUUACAAUUUUAAAAUCGAUCCACCCUAAUACGUAUACAUUAUACACCUAUGGAACACAUGAUUAUGCUAAUGCUUCUUGAGUGAAAUUUCUUGAUCCGAGCCGAAGGCAUUAAUGACCCUGAAAAUUUUUUUUUCACCAUUCCUCUCGAUUGAAAUGUACCAUAUGGUAAAGUAAAUUAAACUUUACUGCGGUUUGUGAAUAAUUUAUUUUACAAUACAAAGACAAAGAAACUCAACAACAACUUUUAAAAUUAAUCAAAGAGACAGAUUUCCUUCACAGAAAAUAUUGUAAAGUUCGUCUCAUUUUGUAGUUACUUUAAAUUGAAAAAAGACAAACUUUCGAAUAACAUUUUUCCAACUUCAGCACCUUUUCACACCACUAGACAACAGACAAUAGUUGAAGUGAUGAGCAAAAGAAAACCUCGGAAAAGUAAGUCUUUCAAUUUUCUGUAAUUGAUGUUGCCGAGCAACAUACAAACCUUAUGAGGCUAUUCUACAAGAAAGAAUGCACCUCCUUCCUACACACAUAUAGUCAUCAAAAUUGCAGGUGUACUAUUUAUAAGACUUCUUUCUGUUUAUAUGGAAUAAAUAGCAAUAAUAAACUGUAUCAAGGUUCAAGGUGCAUGAAUAGAAUUGAAGCUGUAGAUGUGUCAGAUCCUUUGACACGAGUAAUUAUGAAGUGUCUUUUCAUAUACCAGCAAUAUAAAAGACUAAAUUCUUGUGAAUUUUAUUGUUCUUCUAUUCUGGGGUUAAAGUUCACUCGUAAAUGACCUGUGCUUGAAAUCGGUCAAUUUUAGACGUUAACACUUGCUGCAACAACAUAGAGUUUCGUUUGACAUAAAAUAGUCGCAGCUAUUGCGAAAAUGAAAACAAUCAAUAGGUGAUGGGCGUCAGUGAACAUAUUUGCAAGGUAUGACCAUAUUAAAAAUUUUCAAAGAAAACGUAUUGAACCAGUACAGUCUUAAAGUCUUCGAUAAUAACUUGAAUAUUUUCUUAUAAAAGUCCUACCGCCAUCAUACAAUUUAACAUCAAAUUUAAUGCUGUGCCAAUUUUGUAUGAUGCGGUCAUACGGGUCAAUAAUGGGCGAGAUUGUAUUAUUUCAAUAACAUAAACUUCAUUUAACAAACAAACUAAUUUAAAACAUAAAUUGAAAAUAUCAAUUUAUAUUUUAUGUGUUGAUAAAACAUGCCGGGGAUGGAACAGAGAACUGAAAAACUCAUUAAAACCAAAACAAUAUAUUUUUUACCCCUAAUGGAUUACUUUAAUUAUUGUAUUUUUUCCCCCACCCAUAGCCACAAUCUACCCACUAAAAUAUUAACUAGAUAGACGUACAUUUUAACAUAACUGUGCAAACCAAACCAAUUAACUAUUAAACAUAAUUAAAAAGCAAAUAAAUCAUAAAAUAAAACAAUAAAAUAUACAAAAUAAUAAAUCAAAUCUCUAAAAAAAUACAAUCAAAAAUAAAAUAAUGUUAACUACGACACAGAAUGCAAUUUGUUGACGAAGAAAAAAAAACUGUAGAUUACGUCAUCAUGUGGCAGGGUUGGGUUGCGCUAAUAGCGUAAACAUUUGCGCUAAUUUGGGUUUUCAGACUUUUUUUGACACAUUUUAUGGAUCGAAUCACAUGAGGAAAAUUUUGAUGGUAUUCCUUCCGCCUUUAGGGGGCGAAAUGUGAAUAAUUACUGGUGCGCUAAUUAGAACGUAUUUUGCACGUUUUUCCUUCUAUCUCUCUGAAGGGUAUCGGGGAAUCUGACACACUGUGCCAAAAGAACGCAUUUUUAAACUAUGUAAAAGGUAAACUCGCACACGCAAGUUUAUUGCUGCAAAUGCUUUUAACAUGGCAUUGACGUAAUGACUCCUUUUACAAAAUUUUGGUAUGUAAAAAUCGUGUGUGAGUUCACCUUUUACGUAGUUGAAAAAUGCAUUGUUUUAUCACCGUGUGUCAAAUUACCCCACGUCCUCUGAAGAUAACGCUCUUCCUGUAAAGGUUUCUAAAAACCAAGCUGAAGUCAUACGCAAUACGAUAGAAUUUUUACUUAAGCGGUUCAUGAAUUGUGUCGGAAAAGUUAAAUGAAUCGGAUCACCACAACUAUUUGCGUUACUAGCAAAACCCAGCCCUGUCAUGUGGGCACUUAUAUUUCGAUUAGUGGAAAAUCUGAUAUCCUUCCACUAGUAAAAAUAACAGUGUCCGAACAAUAACGAAGUCCCACGGAAUAGCCAUUUUCAGAACUAAGAUUAAAAAGUUGAAAAAAGUCGAAGCCGAGGUCAAUAAAACAAAAACACCUCUUUGAUAAUUAUAAUAUAAGGCAAUAUUUUGUUGAGGAGGCAAUGUGGAUUUUAUAUGAAAAACAGACGCAUCUGCAUUGCAGGCGCGGUUUCUAACAUUUGCUAGAAUUUGUCAUUAGUUAUUUUUGGCAAAUUUUUGCACAUCUUAGCAAGGUAUGGGAUAGCAAUUUCCCAUAAAGAGGUCCUAGCUUUGACACUUCUUCCCCAACAGUAUAUAGCCUUGAUUCUAUGCUGAAGACGUUGAGGUGCUUGGAACAUUUUAAAAUUUAAAGUGUUCGGACGCAAGUUGUAUGUAAAAUUAUCACUAAUUACAUCAAGUAGUGGAUCAUUUCCGUGGGAAAAAUAUUAUAAAAUGAAAGCAAAAUAUUAUUAUCGGCAAAAAAAGAAGAUGAAAAA
Molecule: messenger RNA, 10593 nt
Organism: Bradysia coprophila
Lineage: Eukaryota; Metazoa; Arthropoda; Insecta; Diptera; Sciaridae
Gene: GluRIB
Product: Glutamate receptor IB
Biological process (GO): monoatomic ion transport
Cellular component (GO): membrane
Molecular function (GO): ligand-gated monoatomic ion channel activity; signaling receptor activity
Source: RefSeq, a predicted model, not a curated record